AUGCCAAUCAAGGCUAGAGCUGCGACUCCUCCUACCACUACACCAGCUAUGAGACCUGUUGAUGGUCCAGAGCUUGAAUUUGAAGAUGAUGAUGCCGCUGCGGCAGAGCUCGAUGAAGUUGAUCCAUGUGAUGCGGUGCUUGAGGCCUCGUUUCUGGUUGAUGAUGCUCCUGUCGACGUUUGUGCAAUACUGCUGGCUGUGCUGCUUGCGUCCUCUGUUGCGCUUGUCGCGGUAAUCUCAGCAGCAAUGCUCGUCGGAUUUGCUGGUGUGGGUAAAGCAUUCACCACACUACCCGCUACACUCUCUAUGAUAGCCGUGGGGACCGCAACGCCGUUGCUCGACAACACUGAAGAAACAUCGCCAACAAUACUGGAUAAGAGAUCGCCGAUCUGUCUCCGUUGA
Molecule: messenger RNA, 402 nt
Organism: Alternaria burnsii
Lineage: Eukaryota; Fungi; Ascomycota; Dothideomycetes; Pleosporales; Pleosporaceae
Exons: 1
Coding region: 1-402 (133 amino acids)
Source: RefSeq, a predicted model, not a curated record